AUGUUCAGCUGUAGAAACGUGAGCGUCGUGCCUGGCCCGCUGGACCCUGCGUCAUUCCCCAGAUUCUCUCAACUCCAAAACCUUUCCACCAACCCUUCACGCAAUCAGGAAGAACCAUCCAUGUCCACGCCUGCCCCCUCCAACGACGACGACGACGACAUGUUCGCGGCGCCUGUGAACCGUGCUAUGAAGGUGCUGGAUCGCAGCUUCUUCCGCAAGACCAUCCCCACCUCGGCCGCUCGCAUCUUCAACCCAAAGGAUAUCUCGCGCUGCCGCAAGGAAUUGACUGCAGGUCACGAUACCCUGCCGACGAAUCGCGUGGAUCCCAUCAGGCCAGACCCAGAUACCGAGUUUGCACAAAAGGGCACCAAGUGUCUGUUGUUGCGCCCAGAAGUCGUCCACAGUGAUCGAACAACAUGGAGCAAUAAUCUGCGCAAUCUCGAGCAGCAGGGCACGCUUGGUGUCAUCCCAUAUCAGCUGCAGCUCGACUACGACUAUUUCACCUACUCCGAGAUCACUUCCGCCAUCAUCCCCGCACCAGAGAAGAAGAACGACGACGAGAUACCCCAGGGCUUCGCGCUCGCCGGGCACGUGGCCCAUCUAAACCUCCGUGAGCGCUAUUGGCCCUAUAAACACCUUAUCGCGACCGUACUCGCCGACAAGAACCCCAGUGUCAAGACUGUCAUCAACAAGCUGGAUAAUGUGGGCAGCGAGAACGCAUUUCGAACCUUCCAGUAUGAAGUGCUUCACGGACCGGAUGACCUGAACGUCGAAUUGCGCGAACAAGGCUGUACAUUUAGAUUCGACUUCGCCCAGGUGUACUGGAACACGAGACUACAGACCGAGCACGAGCGUCUGUGCAGCCUCUUUCAGGAGGGCGAAGCCAUAUGCGAUGUCAUGGCCGGUGUAGGCCCCUUCGCCGUCCCAGCAGGCAAGAAAAAAUGCUUUGUCUGGGCCAAUGACUUGAACCCAGAGAGUUUCAAGUCUCUCCAAGGCAACAUCAAGAUCAACAAAGUCGGCGACUACGUACAGCCCUUCAACACCGACGGCGGAGCAUUCAUAAAACAAUCUGCAAUAGACCUACUGAAGAGCGAGCCCCACUCGGUCCCCAUAUACCCAAAGACAAAGUUCUCCAGGUCGGCACCAGAGACCAACAAGAAACCUGAGCCACUCAAGACCCUCGUCCAACCACGCUUCUUCUCACACUACGUCAUGAAUCUGCCCGCCUCCGCCAUAACCUUCCUCCCCAACUUCAUCGGUCUGUACGCCAAUGUACCGGGCAUGCCUGCGGAGGACAUCAAGAAGCUACUCGCCCCCCACACCAGCCAGAAACUACCCAUGAUCCACGUCCACUGCUUCAGCACCAAAAGCGAAGACAAUCUCGCCGAGACAAAGGAAAUUUGUGCGGAAAUUAGCAGGCAAAUCGGACACGAUAUCACGCCUGACACUCCCGAGGUAACCAUCUGGGAUGUCAGGGAUGUGGCGCCCAAGAAGAGGAUGUUUUGCGCGAGCUUUAGAUUGCCAGAGGAAGUUGCCUUCCGCCAUGUUUCGUCGUGA
Messenger RNA from Plenodomus lingam JN3, 1557 nucleotides. It is a transcript of the gene TRM5, whose product is annotated as tRNA(m(1)G37)methyltransferase. The record is from RefSeq and is a predicted model, not a curated record. Gene Ontology annotation, cellular component: cytoplasm; mitochondrial matrix. Gene Ontology annotation, molecular function: tRNA (guanine(37)-N1)-methyltransferase activity. Gene Ontology annotation, biological process: tRNA N1-guanine methylation; mitochondrial tRNA methylation. Lineage: Eukaryota; Fungi; Ascomycota; Dothideomycetes; Pleosporales; Leptosphaeriaceae.